This is a messenger RNA of Staurois parvus, 342 nucleotides long. Lineage: Eukaryota; Metazoa; Chordata; Amphibia; Anura; Ranidae. The record is from the annotation of a GenBank genome assembly.
UGAUCAGCUGUGUCCAAUCACAGCUGAUCACAUAGGAGAGCCGGUAAUCGGUAUUCCAUGGAGUGUGCCCUGAUGAUCAGUGUGGCCCCAGAAGUGCCACCUGUCAAUGCCCAUCAGUGCCAGCUGCCAGUGCUGAACAGUGCCACGUGCCAGUGCCACAUCAAUGCCACAUAUCAGUGCCUACCAGUGCACAUCAAUGCCACAUAUCAGUGCCCAUCUGAGCUGCCUUUCAGUGUCACCCAUCAGUGCCAGUCAGUGCCAACUACCAAUGCCAAUUAGUGCCACCUACCAGUGCUGCCAAUCAGUGCCACCUAUCAGUGCCAGUCAGUUCCACCUAUCAGU